AAUACGCAGUCCAGUCUUACUUCUGCAGCAUGCGGUCAACCGAUACUGUGGCUCACGCGAGGGCUUCUUGUCAUCGAUGUCAUCGCCGGAAGAAGAAGUGCGAUCGCUCACUACCGCAAUGUGACAAUUGCCGACUCGCACGCGUAUCGUGCAGUUUCCUCGACAGUGACCAGCAGAUAGGAUCUUACCCGAUCGCUUUUGUACAGGGGUUGGAGGCAAAAAUUCGAGAACUUGAGAAGAAUGCUGCACCAGCUUUGACAUCACCAAACAAUGCACUGGACUGGAAUGCUGUGCCGGUCUUACCGUCAGCUAACACAUUUGAGACGUCUAAUCCAUCCGCACCGAACGAACUAUCAAAUAUCAAUAUCCUAGACGAACAACAACUAAAUCUAGAGGAUUUCCUGCUGGAUAUGGAUAUUUUUCACUACUCAGCUCCUGCCACUACCAGCAUUGUUCUAAACGAGUGCGUUCAAGACUCGCGCGUCUCUCCCCGGCAAGCAUCGCCAGUCUCUCUUUCCCAGGAGUUACGGUCACUUUCAAUACAAGCCUUGGCCCAGGGGCACCUUGGGUCUUCCUCUGGUCUCUCUUUCGCCCAACUCACACAGACGGUCCUUCGCCGAUUGUCGCCUGAGAAGGCUGAUUUCGUGUUCAAAAACAACGGCGAGUCGGGAGGGCCCAACCCUUUGGUAGAAGGUGUGACCCCAACUCUCUCUGGGCUCACCAGCUCUGUAUCGCUACAUCCCAAAUUGUUUGGUCUUCGCGCUCUGGGCGAUGUAACGGAGCCGGAGGAUGUCCUGUCUGGUUUACAAUUACCAGACCAGUCGCACAGGAAUCGUUUGGUGGAUUUCUAUUUCGCAUGUUCUUAUACACUCUACCCUAUCCUCAGUCGGCGCGAAAUCACAUCGAUCAUUGAAGAUCUUCUUUCUGAUGACCAAUCCCCUUCCGCCAAGUCUCCGUUAUGUUUGUUCAAGCUGUGGAUAGUUCUUGCGAUAGGAUCAGCAAACUAUUGCGCGUUGGAAAUGUCCGAAGAGUCUGAGCCCAUGCUCUACUACAGCAAGGCUAUGCUAUACUUUGAGGCGGCCUUGGGAUAUGGGGAUAUGGCCGCAUUGGAAGUCCUGGCGUUACAGGUCUGCUACGCCUUCUUUAAUCAAUUAGGACCAAAUACUUGGUUUCUUGUGGGACUAGCUGCGAGAAUGGCGGUUGGCAUCGGUCUGCAUACAUCCUCCACCUACGACUCCCUUCCCGUGCACGUCGCGGAAAGGCAAAAGCGAGUAUUCUUCUCAGUAUACAUGAUGGAUCGCGUUGUAUCCUUGGCCCUGGGUCGACCGUUUGCUUUGAAUGAUGAAGAUAUUGACGUUCUGCCAUUCGUGCAUGCCAUUGACGAGAAAUUGGAGGCGGUACUAGACGUGCCGAACCCUCUCCAGCCUUCCAUUUUGGUGGUCCCUCUUCACAUACUUGGCCUCAGAAGAAUCGCCAGCAAAAUUUCGAAAAUGGUCUACUCCGCUAACACAGCCGUAGGCAAAAGUCUGGAAGAACGCGAGGCGAUAAUCAGGUUGCUACAAGAGGAACUCGUCGAUUGGCGGCGCACCAUGCCGUUCCCUCUACCAGACAUUCACCCACGCGUACCUCAAUUGUGCAGCAGCUGGUAUGACUUUAACUUUUACACGCACCUUGCGAUGCUGUACAGACCGAGUCCUCUCUCUCCCACCCUGAGCCAAGCGCGAGUCAAGAUUCUCCUUGAAGCAGCAACAAUGUCUAUUCGCCAGGCCAUGAAUAUGCACCGUCAGCAAAGAUUUGCUUAUAAUUGGCUGAAUCUUCUUGCAAUAUUCAAAUCGUCGCUGUCUCUGAUAUAUGCCGUCACAGCCCAGCCGAACAAUCUCGUUGAUGUCUUGAAGGGAACAGAGGUUGUACAUGAGCUCGAAUCAGCCAUGGAAUUGUUGGAAACACUAGGCAUAAAAUUCACAGCAGCAAAGAAGAUCCGACAUAUGAUAGGGGAGAUCGUAGAAAGAUAUCAAGAAUUAUGUUGCAACUGAAGAAAUGUAUAAUUGGGGUCGAUGUAUAGUACCUAGGUAGUAUCUCCUAAUUUACGCUAAGAGGAAGAGAG
Exophiala viscosa is the source of this 2104-nucleotide messenger RNA. RefSeq names its product fungal-specific transcription factor domain-containing protein. NCBI's taxonomy places the organism in Eukaryota, Fungi, Ascomycota, Eurotiomycetes, Chaetothyriales, Herpotrichiellaceae. The coding region runs from base 30 to 2033 and encodes 667 amino acids. Gene Ontology annotation, biological process: DNA-templated transcription; positive regulation of transcription by RNA polymerase II. The transcript is spliced from 6 exons. Gene Ontology annotation, molecular function: zinc ion binding; sequence-specific DNA binding; DNA-binding transcription factor activity, RNA polymerase II-specific. The record is from RefSeq and is a predicted model, not a curated record.